UUAAAAAUGGAGACGAUCAAAACAAAUGCUAUACCCAACUUAGAAGUUUUAAGCAUUACACAGUUGCCAAACGAAGUGCUAGAAAGCAUUUUCAUGGAAUCGUGUUUAAUAGCUAAAGAUCUAAUAAAUUUGUGUAUUACGUGUAGCAGACUAAAUGAAGUUAUUAGUUCAAAUUCUACACUUUGGCAAACAAAACUUCAACACAGAUGGAAGCAUGCAUAUAAAAGAAUUAAAAAACUCAGAUCGAAAAGAACACAGAAAGAUGGCAUGGUUCUGUGCUGGAAGUCACUUUACCGUCAGAGACUUGUAGUAAAAAAUGUUGUGGCACAGCGAUUGGCCAAUAUGCCCAGUGAGGUACACUCUGGGAAAGCUGCUUGUCAGAAGGCUCUCAGUGAAGGAAACUUUUAUAACUUUUGCCAGUUGCUUCCCUCUGAAGUUGAUGCCGAUUUAAGAACAGAAUUUGUUGUUGAUGAGCUGAUGUGCAUUGUUGCAUCAGGAGAUGAUGCACAUAACCUACAAGGAAAAUACUUUGCUGAAAAAUCUUUGGCGUUUUAUUGCCAUCAGGGAAUGCUUGAUGAAAUUAAAGCUUUUGUAAUGGAUAAAAGCUGUAAAAUUGAUUUAGAAACUGGUGCUUCGUUAAUAGCUCAGUGGUUUCAGCCAACUAAGAAAAUCACUUCUGUGAGAAUAAAAGAAAAACUUGACAUAUUUGCUCAUGAGGUGAAAUUAAUUUUAAGCACAAUCUCCCCAGAACAUCCUGUCUUGCAGGAAAAUUUCGUCCUGGUCUCUAAACUUGAGGAAUCGUUAUGGAGUCCUCAGAAGUGCAGGGAAAUCUUACAAGCCAUAGAAAUGUUUGUAGUGCCAAACUUUAACCAAAAUUUUAAAAAAUAUUUCAAACCUGAAAACUCGUAUAUAAAUCUUGUUCUUGAGAAAAAACAAGGCAUUCAUAUCACACUUUGUCUGACAGUAAUGGGCAUAGCCAGACGCUUAGGUUUAUUAAUGGAGCCUGUAAACUUCCCUCACUAUUUUGUUCUUCGUUGGAAAGAGUUUCCCAGCAAGCGAGGCAUUGAACAGUAUACCUUCAUUGAUGUUUUUAAUGGAAAUUUCAGCAUGAACUAUGAGAGACUGUUGCAGUCUCUAUCUCCAGGUAUUUCCAUCAACAGCGAUCAUUGCAAAUCAUGCACAGAGUUGGAUGUUAUUCAGAGAAUGAUGAGGAACCUCAUCUCCAUAGGCAAACACCAACAGAAUACACAAGGACUUGAGUUCCUGUACCAUGCACUAGAGUUGUACAAUAUGUUUAUCCCCAAUAGUAUCGAGGAGAGGGUUUCAUCUAUUCAAAUUGCUCUGCAUCUGAGGAUCAAUCUACCAAUGGCAUUGGACAGAAUUCAAGAAGUAGUGGCCCAGUACCCAGGACUUAAAGAUAUGCUUAUAGAUUUACAGAAUGAAUGUGAAAAAAGUUUGUCCCACCUUCAACUCGAGAACUUAAAGCUGGACGAGAUAAAAAUAACUCCAAAACGAAGAGCAGACAACCCUGAAGUCAAAUAUUCAGUUGGAAUGAUCAUGAAACACAAGAGAUACAACUACGUGUGCAUGAUUCGAGGCUGGGAUGUUACUUGUGAGGCCAGUGAGGAGUGGAUUGCACAGAUGGGGGUCAACAGGUGUGACCACGGAAGAUAUCAGCCCUUUUAUCAUGUCUGGGUCAUGGAUGGGACAGAUAGAUACGCAGCUGAGGAGAACUUGACAUUCACACCACAUCUCAGACCUAUCAAACAUCCUGAGGUUGGACGCCUGUUUGAUAGCUUUAAUGGCAAGUAUUACAUCCCUGGUCCUGAGCUGAGUGAAGAAUACCCAGAUGAUCUGGAGGCUACAGAGAUGCUGGUGUCACAGUAUUUGGAGAAGCAGGGACAUAGCAGUGAACCUUUAGAGGACCUUGCUGAUGAUGAUUCAGAUUGACAUGGAUUUUCACACGAAUCAGUCAUCAGUGUGCUGUACACUACUUGAUGUUGUAAACUGUGUUUUACCUCUCAGAUUUCACAUGUAUAUCGAUGAUGGAACCAGGUCUCAGAUGGGCUGUGAAUUUAUCAACAAGUUUUAAAAAUAUACUGCAAAAGUUGCACAUAAAACAUGUUUAAUGUAAUGCAUAACAGUUUUUGUACAUUACAUAUUGUGUAUAAACAAAUUUAUAAAGCGCUCUUGCUCUUCGGAAGCAGAAAGUGUGUUGUUUUGAUGCUGAUGGUAUUUUAGGGGGUUGUGUGGUACCCCACAGUGCUUGCUUCUCCAGACUAAUCUAAAUCUAGCAGCUCUUUGGAUGCACCUUGUGAUUCAAUAAAUGCCCUUGUCCCAUGCAAAUGUUCCAUGUCCUUAGGACUCAAGUUUAAAGGGCCGAUGUUCCAAAGACCCUUAUUCAAAAGUCUCAUGCCAAAAGAACCAUGUCCUUAGGACCCCAGUUUAAAGAGUCCAUGUUCUAAAGACUCUUGUUCAAAAGGCUCAUGCCCAAAAGAACCAUGUCGUUAAAAUCCGUUUUCAAAAGGCCCAUGUUAAAAAAAACUCUGUCAACAAAGGCCCAUGUUCUAGGGACCCAUUUUCUAAAGGCCUCUGUCAUAAAACCCACAUUCUAAAGGCCUAUGCCUAAAGACCCAUGUCCUAAUAAUCCACAUUUAAUUCCCAGCUCAGGAUAAAUUUAAAACACUUCUGGUUGGUGAAUCAAAAUUUUAUACUCCAAACUCCACAUAGUGUGCUAAAAUACACAAAAAUGUUUUACUCUCAUGUAUGUCUCACUAACUUGUAGUAAAUAGGUAAAUUGAAAACCACACAUUUCUUCUAACCACUGUAAUUUAAAUUGAAAAACAAUUUAAUUAUUUUUUUAUUUUUACACCAGUCAUCUAUUAUGUCUUUUCUUGUUUUAUUUCUGGAAUUAAA
Molecule: messenger RNA, 2916 nt
Organism: Physella acuta
Lineage: Eukaryota; Metazoa; Mollusca; Gastropoda; Physidae
Product: F-box only protein 21
Molecular function (GO): protein binding; DNA binding
Source: RefSeq, a predicted model, not a curated record